AUGUGCAGCUCCACCAUGAAGGCUCACAGAGCCGGCACAGGGCAGUCCGUGGCCCAGAUCGAUGGUCGACGGGUACUUCAGCCGGCGUGCAACCGCGUCGUCAUCGGCCGGGAAACCGGCCGUCCGAUGAAGAAGCUCCACGACCUAAAGGUGAACGCUGCGGCCUCUCCUGCGAUUUCCGUGGCCAGUGAGGAAGUCGAAGCUUGCGAUUAUGGCGGCCAAGUCGUCAUCACAUCCCGGCCACCUCUCCAGACGCCCAAAACCGUUCACAGAAGGAGCGACGAUCCCAAAGGCCUCAACUCAAGCGCCGAGAAGCCUGUCUCGCCGUCAGCCGUGCUUAAGAGCUUGAAGAAAUCUGCGCAGGCGUGUGCCCAUGUCCACGCGAUCCCGUCCUUGCCGGCGCAGCAGGGUAAGGCGGCGGCGCCGGGGAGUAUCGCGGCGGCGCAGAGGGAGCAGGCAACGUUCAUUCGGGCGCAGAGGAAGAUGAAGAUUGCCCACUACGGCAGGGCCCCGGGAAAGAUUUCUCCCGUCGACUCCUCCUCAUCCCGUACUGAAGCCACCGGGGGCGGAGCACAGGAUGAGAAGAGGUGCAGCUUCAUCACGUCCAACUCAGGUACUUUCAAUCUUGGUUGUAUCGGAGGAACUAAGCUACCAGGCCCAAGAAUUCUAUUGGCUGAUCUUCGCCUGUUCGACGAGCAGAUCCCGUCUACGUCGCCUACCAUGACGAAGAAUGGGGAGUGCCCGUCCAUGAUGACAGGUGUGCUCUUCAGAUGUCACAAGACCUCUUUUGUCUAGAUUUCCAGAGAAAACUUAUCUAAAUUCGUAAAUUUUUCUUCCCUGCAGAAUGCUGUUUGAACUAAUGGUUAUGGCCGGAGCUCAGGUGGGAUUAGACUGGACGACCAUCCUCAAGAAACGGGAGGAUUUCAGGUACUGAUCAUGAGGAAAACAUGAAUCUUUAUCUCCGGGUACCUUCUUCGUAGGAGAUGGCGUUGGUUCUGAGAGCGUUGGCAUGCAUACAGAUCAGCGUUCGCGGGAUUCGAUCCGGAGGUGGUGGCGAAGUUCACUGAGAAACAGAUGGCUGCUAUCUGCUCCCGGUUCAGGAUGGACAUAGCGAGGGUCCGUAGUGUCGUCGACAACGCUAACUGCAUACUUGAGGUUUUUUCGAUAAACCUCUCUCUCUCUCUCUCUCUCUCUCUCUCUCUCUCUCUCUAAAAGCUGUCUGAGACCUUCUCUUGACAAAGACUUUCUAUAGAAUCUUGCACACCUAGGAUAAGCUAAUGAAGAGAGCCGUUAUUUACAGCCGACCCGUCACUGCCUGGCCAACUAUACGCCAUCUCUGACUUUAAGAUUAGAAGUCAAUUGAGGGGACUUCUCCCUAGUUUACGUCAUUCUCUACCACAGCUUCAUUCGCAAGAAAUCUCUAUUCUGAAAGAAUAGGCUUCCAUUGACCCAAGCCUUACGAGCGAGAACAAGCCCCUGGCUCGCUCCACAGGAGCCUGAUUAUAAAAACCAGAUUAUCACAGCUGUCAUGCAACCUUUCAACUAAAUUCGCUCGUUGACCGGGUUUUUCUGGAUUAAACUACUCAUUCUGGCUUUUAUUUCCAUGUGCAUGAAUAAAGUAGUCUCUUAAAGCGGCACAACAUGCAUUAAUAGGAGCUCUGUCCCUCUCGAUCGAUAUACGUCUUCCAAACCGAAUUUUGCAAAUUUCAAUCAGAAACUAAUCAUCGUGUAAUAGAAAUACCGUCGACGAUACUUGUAUUUACGCAUGAGAUUCAGCAGUUUCAGACCUCUUUCCUUCAUAGAAAUUAUGAGCUGUAAGGAAAGAAUGCUAGUCGUAAUGGCGCUGAAGAGCGAAGAACUGGUCUUUCUUUAUCUGAGAAAUGAUUAAGGUUUUCUACGGACUUGCAGGUUAGGAAGGAGGUCGGAUCGCUGGAUGAGUACUUCUGGGGCUUCGUGAACCACCGGCCCAUUUCCACCCGGUACAGCAGCUGCCGGAAUAUUCCGGUGAAGACCUCCAAAUCCGAGGCCAUCAGUAAGGACAUGGUGCGCAGGGGCUUCCGCUUUGCCGGCUCCGCCGUCAUCCACUCCUUCAUGCAGGCGGCUGGCCUCACCAACGACCACCUUCUCUCCUGCCCACGCCACCGCCAAUUAAUCCAGCCCAACUGCGCCACCACCGCUACCGCCACCACCCCACCCACCGCCCCCACUCCAUAG
This is a messenger RNA of Spirodela intermedia, 2214 nucleotides long. NCBI's taxonomy places the organism in Eukaryota, Viridiplantae, Streptophyta, Magnoliopsida, Alismatales, Araceae. The record is from the annotation of a GenBank genome assembly.